ACACUAACACUCUCACAUAGACACACACACACACACGCGCGCACACACACACACACACACACACACACACACACACACACACACACACACACACACACACACACACACACACACACACACACACACACACACACACACACACACACACACACACACACACACACACACACACACACACACGUCCUAUUACUCUGGUGACGUAGAGAGAUACCAAUAAAAGAUGCUCUAUAGUCGAAGGGGUUCACGCUCACAGAAUAUUGUCGAAAGUACCGAUUUUUUUUUUACUAAACGUCAGCAUGUAACAGAUUUUGGCUCAACUGUCCAAUUGGCGAACGGUCUUUUGGGCGUAAAGGUGAGCACAUCGAUGGAUGAGCUCUGCGCAUUAUGAUGGUACUUUGUCUUUGACAGAUUUCUGUAGCAAAGAAACGGAGCGCGUCUGCAAACUAAUAUGCCUAAUGUUAUCAUCGCAAUGGCGUGGAUCAACAUUUCUAAAUAUAAAUGUAUUCGAUUAUAAAUAGGCCACUCACCUGUGCCAGCAUUGCGUAUGGGAAUAUUUUGAGGAGCAGAAUAUUUCAUAUUGCUGAAGACGCAAAAAAACAUGGACAACGACAUGGAUGUAUACUUUAUUCUGACCGAUUUUUCAACAAUGUAAAAAAAGAAGAAAAAAAAAAGAAGCAAAGAAACUACCUUCCAGAAGUCCAACUGCCUUCCAACUUUUCCGACCGUUAACCAGCACGAUGUUUUCGGGCCCGUCUGAUCUCAACUACAGCUUCAACGUGAGCGCCGACCGGGAUUUUAGUACAUCAACGGGCACGGAGAUGCUGUCCCCGACAGGGUUCGUCGUGCUGUCCGUUGCCCUGGGCUUCAUCAUGACUUUUGGCUUCGUAAAUAACUUUGUUGUGCUGCUGCUGUUCUGCAAAUUCAAGACACUGCGAACUCCCGUGAAUAUGCUUUUGUUAAACAUUAGUGUCAGUGACAUGCUGGUGUGCGUGUUUGGCACUACACUCAGUUUUGCGUCCAGCAUCAAGGGAAGGUGGCUGCUCGGUCGCAUUGGCUGCAGUUGGUAUGGCUUCGUCAACUCCUGCUUUGGCAUCGUGUCGCUGAUUUCCUUGGUGAUCCUGUCCUACGACCGCUACAGCACGCUCACCGUGUGCAACAACAACCGUUGGCCCGACUACCACAAGCCCCUGGUGGCGGUGUGCUGCUCCUGGGUCUACUCCCUCGUCUGGACGGUGCCCCCCCUGCUCGGCUGGAGCAGCUACGACCUCGAGGGCGCCGGGACCAGCUGCUCCGUGUCCUGGAAGGUCCGGACGGCCCAGUCCCAUGCCUACAUCAUCUGCCUCUUCAUCUUCUGCCUGGGCCUGCCUAUGCUGCUUAUGGUCUACUGCUACGGCCGGCUGCUUUGGGCUGUCAAACAGGUGGGCAAGCACCGCAGGACGGCGGUGCGCCGGAGAGAGUACCGCAUCCUGUUCAUGGUGCUGACCACGGUGGUGUGUUACCUGGUGUGCUGGAUGCCCUACGGCGUGGUGGCCAUGAUGGCCACCUUCGGCCCGGACAACAUCAUCAGCCCGGUGGCCAGUGUGGUUCCCUCGCUGCUGGCCAAGAGCAGCACGGUGAUCAACCCCCUCAUUUACAUCCUGAUGAACAAACAGUUCUACCGGUGCUUCCUGAUCUUGUUCCACUGCAAAGGCCGGGCAGGGGCCCAGAGAGGGGGGUCCUCCCUGCCGUCCAGGACCACCAUCAUCCAGCUCAACCGCCGGGUGUACCGCAACACCGUGGCCUGCACCGACCAGUCCACCUCGAGGAACCUCCAGGCGUGCACCAGCCUGCCCACCACGGAACGCUUCAGCCCGUCGGUGAUCACCUCAUGACCUGUGGGUCGCCCUCCGAGAACCUCGGAGGGCGAGGCUCUUUACCCCGGAAGGGUGAAAGGCUGUGGCACGCAGGAUCGACACGCGGUGUGUUGAGCACCGGGCCUGAGGUGGUGCAGUGUGUGAAGGGAUAGCAGUGUUCUGAGGUUUGAUCUGUGGAGCUGUGUUUUUGUUUAUCGUGCUAUGUGUUGCUUCAACACUUAACAACGCUGUUACGUUUGGGUAUGAGAUUAGAGGUGUAAUGUACAGUAGGAAAUGUACAUAUUUAAGGUAUAACGUACCAUAGAUAACAUAUAAUUGCCGAUGUGGGUAUCUUCUGAAGAAAAGGAGCGCAGUUGGUCAAGCCAACAAUUUUACGGGAGCAUGCUAACAUGCUAAUGCUAGCAAGGCUUAUUGGCAAACAUGCUAGGUUCUACGUCCCUUGGUCACUGUGCGGCAGACCUCCGCAUUGAACAUUCAGGAUGUGCCUGCUCAUAACUUAUU
Messenger RNA from Gadus macrocephalus (Pacific cod), 2354 nucleotides. RefSeq names its product vertebrate ancient opsin-like. Lineage: Eukaryota; Metazoa; Chordata; Actinopteri; Gadiformes; Gadidae. Gene Ontology annotation, biological process: G protein-coupled receptor signaling pathway; visual perception. Gene Ontology annotation, cellular component: membrane; photoreceptor outer segment. The transcript has 4 exons. Bases 738 to 1871 code for a protein of 377 amino acids. Gene Ontology annotation, molecular function: G protein-coupled receptor activity. The record is from RefSeq and is a predicted model, not a curated record.